AUGGAGAGGAAUUGUUCAAAGAUCCCAAAAGAAUAAUAUUUUAAGUUGAGAUCAUUCAUGUUCCCUUCUUCCAAAAGGGUCAUAAUCAGAUUCUGGAUGGCACAAGUGUCUUCUUAUUUCUUCUUAUGGCUUGAUGUUGAAUGUAUAGAACAAAAUUGGUGGUCAACUAUGUGUUUGCCUGAAAGUUUCUUUUCUGGUCAAUUGGAAUUUCCAUAAAAAUUAGUUAUUCUCUAUUUCUAUGUUAAUUUAUAAGGAAAUUCUUUAAUAUCCAUAAUUUAUCUAAUCUAGCUCUUAUAAAUUGAGGAAUUGCGUAAUGAAGAAUGUGGAGCUUUUUGA
This is a messenger RNA of Paramecium octaurelia, 336 nucleotides long. The record is from the annotation of a GenBank genome assembly. Lineage: Eukaryota; Ciliophora; Oligohymenophorea; Peniculida; Parameciidae.